Lithohypha guttulata is the source of this 750-nucleotide messenger RNA. RefSeq lists its product as uncharacterized. Gene Ontology annotation, cellular component: membrane; EMC complex. Lineage: Eukaryota; Fungi; Ascomycota; Eurotiomycetes; Chaetothyriales; Trichomeriaceae. The record is from RefSeq and is a predicted model, not a curated record. Gene Ontology annotation, biological process: protein folding in endoplasmic reticulum. The transcript is spliced from 3 exons. Bases 1 to 750 code for a protein of 249 amino acids.
AUGGCUGUAUAUGGCGAAGAACAGGUGAUCCAGCGAGAUCCAGCGCUGUUCUACUGGAUCCUGCUGCCCAUCACGGUUGUAAUGAUUCUCACAGGUGUCCUACGACACUACGCAACGAUUCUCCUACAAACCCCACCUAAGCCGCCUGCUCAUCCCACCGAAGCUCGUGAGAGACAAGCACUUCAGCAGUCUGCCAUUCUCAGAUCGAAUCUGCCAGCGUCGGGGUUGUCAAACGCUGGGUUCUCAAUACGGAAGGACUACCUGAUCGACAACUACAAGAAGGGCACAUUUCUGAAGAAUGGUCCAGAGUCAAGAGGACAGGCACAACCGAAUCCAAUGUCUGAUCCUGCUGCCAUGGAGGGCAUGAUGGGUAUGAUGAAGGGGAAUAUGGCCAUGAUGAUUCCGCAGACAUUGAUCAUGUCCUGGAUCAACGCCUUCUUCGCAGGAUUCGUCAUUCUGAAGCUGCCAUUCCCGCUUACUAUUCGCUUCAAGCAGAUGUUGCAGGCUGGUGUGAUGACAAGAGACUUAGAUAGUGUUUUCAUCUUCAUCCUGGGGAAUGACAAUGCUGCAAGUCAGGUCACGCAGCAAAUGGCUAUGUCGAAUCCUAUGGGAGCAGGCGGUGGUGGCGGGCCCAUGCAGCCUGGACAGGAUCCAGAUAAGAUGUUCCUAGCAGAAGCCGAGAAUCUGGAGGUUAUAGAGUGGUGGAGUGUGCUUGAUGGCGUUGAGGAAAGGAUUCUGGCGAGUGGUUGA